Patella vulgata (common limpet) is the source of this 2567-nucleotide messenger RNA. Its product is annotated as TNF receptor-associated factor 6. Bases 394 to 2121 code for a protein of 575 amino acids. Lineage: Eukaryota; Metazoa; Mollusca; Gastropoda; Patellidae. The record is from RefSeq and is a predicted model, not a curated record. The transcript has 8 exons. Gene Ontology annotation, cellular component: plasma membrane signaling receptor complex. Gene Ontology annotation, molecular function: zinc ion binding; protein binding; ubiquitin-protein transferase activity. Gene Ontology annotation, biological process: positive regulation of JNK cascade; regulation of canonical NF-kappaB signal transduction; tumor necrosis factor-mediated signaling pathway.
CUACUUGUAGCCUCGGUUACAUGGGUUCUUAUAUUUGAGAUCCAGGGUUUCGAUUGGUUGACGAAUGAGGAAGUGUUGUGUAUCCUGUCGGAGAGACAUUAAUUUACGUCUUCAAAGGUUAUGUCCUAGUUCAACUCGGCAAUGUCUCCUAUUCAUCAAUGGACUUAUACCAGAUAUGAUGAACUACCGACAGCACUGAAGUUUUAAAAAUAAACUGAGAUAAUGCAGUUUGUUAUUGGUGCUGGUUUCAAGGUUUUUGUUGCCUAGGGCCUAGAAUUGUAGAAUUGAUGUAAAUCAGUGGACUAAUCAUGGUGUGGGACUAACAAGUCACCACUGGUACCAUGAACCCGAUUGGAUGUUUACAUGUAGUUUCUAGAUACAGUGUGGAGAAGAAUGGCAGAGAAACAGGAAGAGUUAUACAGUGGAACGUCGUUCCCAAGUUCCUCCAUGUCUAGUAAUGAUAACAGUUACCAUCUACAGAAAACAGUGGAAGGUUUCGACUAUGAGUUUGUUCCCAAGCCAGACUCCAUGUACGAGUGUGUCAUCUGUCUCUUGGUUCUUCGUGAACCUCAGCAGACCAAAUGUGGUCAUCGAUUCUGUAAAGCUUGUAUUACUAAAUGGUUACGGGAAUCAAACAAGAGUUGUCCGGUUGAUAAUGAAAAAAUUGUCGAGUCUGAUCUAUUUGCUGACAACUUCGCCAAGCGUGAAAUCCAGAAUUUUAAUGUAAAAUGCCCAAAUAAUAAUCAUGGAUGUGAUGAAGUUGUCAUGUUGAAGUUUAUUCAGAGGCAUGUGGAUGACUGUCCCCUGGGUUUGAUUCCAUGCCCAAAUAAAUGCCCAAAUAUUUUACUGCGAAGAGAUAUCAACACACAUUUAUCAUCUGUUUGUAUUAAUCGAGAGAUUCUAUGUGAACAUUGUGGUGAAUCGAUUAUCUUCAAUAGAUUACAAAAACAUCAUUACCGUUGUCAAGAAUUUCAAGUUAAAUGUAAAUUUUGUGGAUUGGAAAUGGCGAGGAAGAAGAUACAACAACAUGAGAAUUGUGAUUGUGAAAAGGCUGUUGUAAAUUGUAUGUUUCAACCAUUAGGAUGUGAAGAAAAGAUGCAGAAAAAUUUAUCUAAAGAGCAUAUGAAUACAGCUACAUCGGAACAUCUUGAGUUACUGUGUGGUAAAGUUAUUCAGAUAAGUCGGUGGUUGAGCAUUCCACCUGGACGUCACUUCUUUAUGACGGGUGAGAGUGACACGACAUCUAGUAUGCACGCUACACAGGUAUCGGAGGACAUGCUAGUUAAUAUUUCUCCAGUUCUACAACAAUUAAAUCUGACAACUCAUCAAACUGCCUUGAAAUCGCAAGAUGAAAAUGCUCUCAAACAUUCAUCGAAUAUGGACGAAGCUCUUUUGAGCUAUACAUCCAAACCAUCGAAUAACGAAGACAUGUAUGGCAUGACAAACUUACAGAGUUAUAAAUCAACCAUUUACGAAAAUGAUUUCAAAUCGCUACGACAACAGAAUAGUCUUCAGGAUGAGAGUCUGGCGCGACACACCCAGGAACUCACUGAGAUGCAAGAAAAAUACAGAAACAUGGAGAGAAUGAAUCGUGAAUUAAAACUAAAGAUGAGAUCUUUAGAAAAUAAUAUUGCUGAAAUGGACGGACGUUCUUGUAAUGGGAUUUAUAUAUGGAAGAUAAAGGAAUAUUAUAAACUUAAACGUGAGGCUCAACAAGGUGAUACAACGGCCAUACAUAGUCCGCCAUUUUAUUCUAGUUACUAUGGAUACAAGUUGUGUGUGCGCGUUAACCUAAAUGGUGUGGAUAAUGCAAAAGGCGUCUGCCUAUCUGUGUUUGUACAUUUUCUGCAAGGAGAAUAUGACGAUAUUUUGGAAUGGCCUUUUAAUGGAAGAAUAAUACUUUCAGUUCUGGACCAAAAUUCCAUUUGUGAAUACAGAAGGCAUAUUGUCGAAACUUUAAUGGCUAAGCCAACUUUAGCUGCAUUUCAAAAACCUACCACACCUCGUAACCACAAGGGAUUUGGUUACAUGGAGUUUGUUCCCUUAGCUGCUUUGGACAGCGGACAUUUUAUUAAAAAUGACACAUUAAUUAUAAAAGCUCAUGUCAUACCAAAUGGAUAAAUAAACCAAAAAAAUAAAUAAAUGAAAUUUAAUGACUACUUAAUGUGUACAAAUCUACAGUUUUCUCAAUAUCUAGCUAUUAUGCAAUCUGAUUACACUAGGGACCGGGUAUCAUUCAGAUUUGAUGAAAAAAGGAAAGAAACUGAGCUUACCAUCUAUAAUCUAAUACACAUAUUCACUUAAUAGAUUGCCAUGCAGAAAGUAUUAAAUACCAUCAAGAUUCAUCAAAUAAUGCCCAGUUUGUGCUACCGUUUAGUUUGACAUCGGUUGUCUAGUUUAUGAAACUAAAUGGUCAUAAACUGGAUGACCAAUAUCAAAACUAAACUAAAUGGUCAUAAACUAGAUGACCGAUGUCAAAACUAAAUGGUGUUUCUUAAACUAAACGGUAGCAAAAACUGGGCAUUAUUUCAUGAAUCUUGAUGGUAUUUAAUACUUUCUGCAUGGCA